Messenger RNA from Cimex lectularius (bed bug), 3605 nucleotides. RefSeq names its product alanine--tRNA ligase, mitochondrial (gene AlaRS-m). The coding region runs from base 625 to 3534 and encodes 969 amino acids. Gene Ontology annotation, cellular component: cytoplasm; mitochondrion. NCBI's taxonomy places the organism in Eukaryota, Metazoa, Arthropoda, Insecta, Hemiptera, Cimicidae. The transcript is spliced from 16 exons. The record is from RefSeq and is a predicted model, not a curated record. Gene Ontology annotation, molecular function: ATP binding; aminoacyl-tRNA deacylase activity; amino acid binding. Gene Ontology annotation, biological process: alanyl-tRNA aminoacylation; tRNA modification.
UGAGCUAAAUACGAUUGAAUUUCAACCAAUAAUGGGUUGUGUUACUUUUUGCUGGAAAUUAUAUAACAGUAAAGUUGAUGCUCCAGAGAUUCUGGUAAAGUUAGGUUUAAACGCUUCACAGAGACAUUUUAGGCGUGUGUUAUUUUGUCCAUCUUGUCUCAUUUAAACGCUUGUCGAAAGUAAACGGGUCGGCCUUUUUUCAUCAUCAUUGAGAUCACCGGUUAGUUUAUGCAGUAACUUUGAAUCAAUUAUUUUCCCAUUUUAUUAUUUAAUGAAAUUUCGAUUUUUCCGGGCGUAAUAUUGGCACAGUUCGAUUCUGCUCGAUUCUAUCGAUAACAAACGUAUAAAAACUGAAAUUUUGUUACGAUUUUACUGUGAAAGAGCUUUUCAGGCAAUAAACAUGAUUAAUAUAAACGUACCUAAGUAAAGUUGAUAGCAUUGUGAUAUCAGAACCCAUGUGAUGAACCUAGUACCUUUGUGAUAACUGAUAAGGAGUCAGUUACCGGAAUGUAUCUUCGGGACUGGGUCUGCUCCUUGUAACAACUUACCAAAUGUUAAAAGUAUCACCUAGAAUAAAUUAUCAGUUAAUUAUACGCCUGGGUGAUACAAUAUAAAUAAAUCAAGAUGAAUAUCCGCUGGAAACUGUUGGGGGACCGGCGCUCGCUGUGCCGGUAUUCCAGUCGAAAGCUAUCCGGACGAGAAGUGAGACGGCAUUUCAUCAACUUCUUCCUCGGCCGAGGUCAUGACUUCGUCAAAUCGAGCUCAGUCAAACCUUUCAACGACCCUACACUCGAAUUUGUAAACGCCGGGAUGAACCAGUUCAAAAACGUUUUUCUCGGGCUGAGUCCACCUUUAACAGCCAGGGCGACCAACAGUCAAAAAUGCAUAAGGAUCGGUGGGAAACAUAAUGAUUUACUCGCUGUAGGACAUGACUCUUAUCAUCACACAUUUUUUGAAAUGCUUGGAAAUUGGUCAUUUGGAGAUUACUUCAAGGAGGAAGCAUGCCAAUCUGCUUGGAAGCUCGUCACCUCUGCACCUUUCUCCCUUCCAAAGAGCCAGCUGUAUGUGACAUACUUCAGAGGAGACGAAAGCCUUUCUCUCCCUCCCGAUUUGGAGACGAAAGAAAUCUGGAGGAAAAUAGGUGUUCCAGAUGAGAGAAUUUUACCUUUCGGAAUCAAAGAUAAUUUUUGGGAAAUGGGUAUGACAGGGCCGUGCGGUCCAAGCACUGAGAUUCAUUUUGACCAUCUCGGUUCUAAAUUAAGAUCAGAGUGCGUCAAUGCCAAUUUAGAAAAUUUAACUGAACUCUGGAAUUUAGUUUUUAUACAAUAUCAGAGAAAUGAAGAUGGCAAUUUAACUCAGUUAAAACAAUCAUUUGUUGAUACUGGAAUGGGCCUCGAACGUCUUGUCGCUUUGUUGCAAAAUAAAUCAUCCAACUAUGACACAGAUUUGUUCACACCUUUGUUUCAGUAUAUUGCUAAAUAUUCAAAGAAAGAUGAAUAUGGAGGUAAAUUUGGUAACGAUGAUACUUAUGGCAAUGACACAUACUACAGAAUUUUAGCAGAUCAUUCUCGUAUGAUAGCAAUUUCUUUGGCUGAUAAUAUGUUUCCAGAUUAUAGUCAUAGUUUGAGGAGGGUGAUCAGGAAAACAUUAGCAAUUUCUGAUUAUUUUGCUCCAAAUAGCGGCGUUAAUUUACUGAUUGAUCUCACAAAAGUUGUUGGAGAUUCUCUUGGUGAUUUUUAUCCUGAAAUUCUCCAAAAUAGUAGGCAGAUAGAGUUUAUUUUGAAGGACGAAUACGAACUUUGGCGGGAUGUCCGAACACAACUCAAAAGUAAUUGGGAUCAACUGCUCAAGACGGAUCCUUUACUUGGAAAACUAACAGAUGUACAGAGUGUUGGCCUCGUUGCGGCUCUAAAAGAAUUGGAAAAGCUGAAGAUCAAGAAAGGAGAAUGUCUCGAACCAUCCCUUGCAUUAGCCUUAUUCGAUCGGUAUGGCCUUAAUGUUCAACUGAUCGAAGAAGUCGCAUCAAUAAAAGGGUAUAAAUUAGAUCGGCCUCGUUUAAAUUCUGAUAUAAUCGAGCUGAAAAGGAUUAACAAGGCUGCACUCCAUUCUUCCAAAUUGCAAGGGAUUUCCAAAAGAACUCUCGAAUCGCUUUCAAGUCGUUUUGAACCGACUGAUGAAACUGCAAAAUAUUCGUAUGUUGUCAAUGGGAAAUAUCGCUUUGAACCGAUUCAAGCAACUGUGCUCGCUGUAAUACACAACGAUUCCGUAUUGGAAGGAAGUCCUAUCGAGCCGGGUGAACGCGUCGGCAUUUUGUUGGACAAAACCAAUUUCUGGUCGCAUUUAAAAGGUGAUAGUGAUAAAGGAGUCAUAAAACUAACCGAUUCGGAAGAAGUGAAUGUAGAUAAUGUAGUAAGAUGGGGAGAUUACAUUCUUCACUUUGGAACUUUAAAUUCUAAAAAUAGUGUUAACCUUAUUGGAUCUUCAGUAUCGCUACACAUAGAUACUGAUCAUAGAUUCAAUCUCAUGAGAAAUACUACUGCAUCUCACAUACUAACUAAACUGCUUAACAAGAAGUUUGUGGCAGAUCUCCAACUUUUUGUUAACUCCAAGCACAACCUAACAGUCACGUAUUGUUUGUACGGAGAGAAUAUUUCAGAAGGAGAGUGUAUGCUGUUUGAAUAUCUUGUAAAUAAAGAAAUUCAGGACGGGAUUAAAAUCGACGUCGCUUCGAUUUCAAGCAAAGAUGUAGUAUCUGGAAUCGCCAUACCUCAGAUAUUAAGUUUGGAAAGCUCACACUUUCCUCUCAUUAAAUUCUCAGGAGAAAAUACAAAAGAAUUAUCUUAUGGGCCGAAUGUCCUUAAUACAAGGGAUAUAAUUGAAUUUUGUUUCACUUCUAUAAAUAUCAACAAGAAAAAAAGAAAGUAUACAUUCACUUGUCUGACUGGUCCUAACGUUGAUGAUGCCUAUAAAAAAACCGAAGAACUAUUGAAUAGGUUACAAAAAUUAAACUGUGAGUCUGAGAUGAGUUUAAUCAACAAAGAGAUUACUAAUGCAAAGGAUCUAAUUAAUCAGAACCUAGUACCAAUGUCACGUAGAAUAGAGUUAAACUAUAUUGUCUCAAAAUUAAGUGCGAUCAUUAAAAAGAAAAGUCUGGAGGAGCAGGUGAAUGAAGUGGUCCGUCUUGUCGAACAAUGUAAGAAGGAUAAACAAGCGGUCGUCCAUUAUACAGGCGAAGAUUGCGAAUUGGAAAAGCUCACCAAGCUCUGUCCGGAUCUACCGAUAAUGCUGUUUGCGUAUAACAGGGGUUCUCUGUCGGUGAGAUGCUGCACUCCGAAGGAAAGUGCCCUUGAAGCCGAUGCAUGGAUGAAGGAGGUCACACGGCAAAUAGGAGGAGUCGCGACUGCACUAAAAGGGCACGAUCCAAAGAGGGUAUCGACUCUCAAACCUGUAAAAAUGAACAGGCAAACUCUAGAUAAAGUAGUGGGCCAAUUAAAAGAAUUGGCAUUGUCUACCGCACAAGAAACAAGAAUAUAAUGUAUAAAAAUAUAAACUUAGAAAUAUUGUAUAAACUUAGAUGCCAACAUGUAAUAUAAUAUUUAUCUGUG